AUGGCGCCAGUUCAGGGCUUAGAGAGCCUCUCUAAUGCCCUUGCUACUCCAUCGCAGCUGACCAGUUCCUCUUCCUCCCUGGACGGUAUCCCUUCCGACUUGGAGGCAUCUAUUCGCUUUGCAGGCGCCCUGUUGACCCAAGCUGCUGGCGUGCUUCUGCGAUUGCCCCAAGAUGUGAUUGCUCAGGCCAUUGUGAUCUUCACUCGAUUUUGGAUUGGUCCAGAAGGCGGAAGCCUUGCAAUCUACUCCGCUAAGAGGAGAAAAUCUGAUCAAGACCCAUUAUUCGAACAGGAUGUAUCCGCAGCGGCUCUAUAUCUGACAGCGAAGCUGUCGUUCCAUCCCACGUCCCCCCGCUCGGUUCUGACUGUCUACACAUAUCUUCUUUCCAAGGAUGCCUCGCCGCUGUGGUUCGUCAAUCCGAAUGGAGUCGCCAACAAGCCCGCGCCGGAGACAUACUACCUAUCCGAGGGGGGCUACCACUCCGAGCGACUGGUGCUUCUGAGGAUGGAGUCGGUUAUUCUCCGCACCCUGGGCUUCAAUACGCACGUUGCCAUCCCCCAUACGAUUGCUCUUACAUAUCUCCAGACAAUGAAUGCGACAACUCCGGCGGUUGCUAAGCGCGUUUUUGAGCACCUUAACGCGUCCCUGCUGUCACCACAACUUCUCUAUGUAACCCAUCAGCCCAAUGCCUUGGCUGUGGGUGCCAUCUACCUGGCCGCCCGUGAGGUUGGAGUGAAGUUGGUCGAUGGCGAGUGGUGGGAAGUCUUUGACGUGGAUCGCGAAGAGCUUGGCUUCUUAGUGGUCGCCAUGAAAAGUAUGGCUGGCUUUGCGAAGGCGGAGAAGGAAAAAUGGGGAGGCAGGCCCAUACCAUUGACCGUCGACGAUGAAGUGCAGGCUCUUGGCUGCCAUUAUUCCUGGGCAGCGCAGGAAGCAGGUCAUUGGAAUGGGCGUUUGGCCAGGAUACAAAUGCGAUCAGACCUUACACCCCGUGCCGCUGAGUCCGAGUCGAGAGGCUAUGGCAUUUCCUCAGUCGAGUCUCUUGCACACGGCAGUGUUCUCGUCAGAGAAAAGGGAAAUUACGAGAGCACAUCCCGUCAACGCUACAAAUCCGAAUUGGGAAACAAUGAUCACGACCCUGGUGGAACAAAUAGAGGAAAUUUCCUCGUCGGGAAGAACGUGAUGGAAGUUGCAAAGCAUGUUCAUCGCUGCUGUCUGCCUCUGGGUAUUGCAUCACAGAACCCCGCAUUCAGAGUUCCACUCCAACUCCGCGCGAUGUCAAAGAACAUCAUCCAUCAGACUUGGUCGACCUGGCGGGACUGGAUCACUCCGGUCUCUCACACGUCGACGUUUCGUACCACAGGCAAGAUCACUCCGGAGGAGUUCGUCAGGGCCGGCGAUUACCUCGUUUACAAGUUCCCGUCCUGGUCCUGGGAAGAUGCCUCGACCCCAGCGAAGCGAGUCCCCUACCUGCCUCCGGGUAAGCAGUACUUGGUGACGCGGGGCGUCCCAUGCCACCGCCGGCUGAAUGACAACUUUGCCGGCGAUCAGGAAGAUGUCAUUGUCCAGGAUAUGCUUCGGGGCAGUGGCGACGACGACGACGGGUGGUUGCGGACGGGAGGAGGACGGGAGUUUUCCGACAGCCAAGAAGCCAAGUUGAAGGACGUUCGGACAGUCGAUGAGGCAGGGAAUGUUGGCGAGCGGGAAGAAGAGGAGGACGAGAUCCCAGACAUGGAGGACGAGGAUGACGAGGAGGCAAUCAUCCGGGAACCGGCCGGGAAGUCGGGCACCACAGCACCUGUGCGAACAUACAAUCUCUACAUCACUUAUGCCAACUACUACCGCACGCCACGGUUGUAUCUGUCGGGCUACCAGGCGGGGGAGCCGCUUCCUCCCCAUUUGAUGAUGGAGGAUAUUGUGGGAGACUACAAGGACAAGACGGUCACGUUGGAAGAUUUCCCGUGGUUUGACACCAGCGUCCCGAUGGCGACCGUUCACCCGUGCCAGCACGCCUCGGUCAUGAAGACCCUCCUCGACCGUGCCGACGCGGCGCUCAAGUUGCGCCGCCAGAAGCUCAAGCAAGCGCAAUCUCUGGAUGAAGCCACGAAAGUGAAGGUGGAGAGCGGGCUAGAAGGACUUGUGGACGAUACCAAGGCACUGUCUCUCUCCGACAAGCGCGGCACGGCCAGCACCGCCCCUGGAGGGGGCGCAGGCGACGAGUGGGAGGUGCUGCAGCACGAGGCCAACCUGGAGGAAGACGAUGAGCAAGAGUCUGCGAUCCGAGUGGACCAGUACUUGGUUGUGUUUUUGAAGUUCAUCGCGAGCUCAGUGCCCUCCUUCCUUCUUUCUCCUCUCUUCCACCACUACUUUCUUAGAGAAGAAAAGCCAUCUCUAUCUCGGAAGAAACAAGCUUACCGUCCUACUACUACUAUUACUACUGCAAACAUGAUAGAAGAACUCUUCGACCUCCUCCACUGCUACCCAGCCUCGCACCACCUCCGCGUCUGGAAACAAGCCUUCACGAAGCGCGCCGUGAACGCAUCGCAGCGGAACUGGAUCAGGGACUACGAGGAGGAAGAGCAAGCGGGGAUCGCGAUCCUGCAGCGCCGCAUCUUUGUCGAGGAGGAGAUGCGAGCGGCGCAGAAGCAAACACAGCAUCAGCAGCGGUAUCAACAACAUCAUCAUCAACAACAGCAACAGAAACUGCAAUUGCAGCUGCAGAAAACACAGCUGCAUGAAGACGACGAUAUAAUCAGAAGUGACGAUACCGAUGUCGAUGUCGAUGACGACGGUAAUAAUAAUACUAAUAAUGAUGUUGCUGUUGCAGUCGGCGCAGCAACCACCUGGGCGAAAGAAUUCUCCGCCCUGAACCAGAAAUACUUCCUGCACCAGCAGGCGCUGCACGACCUACUCAAGGCCAAGCCCCGGGGCGCGCAGAUCCGGGAAUGGGAAGUGAACCGCUGCCGAGCGCGCAAAGGCUGGCGCUGGACGCGCAUGAGCAGCCUGCUGCUGCGCAGACAGGCGCGCGAGGAGAGCGAGCUGUGCGCCGUCCGAGGCGGGUGCUGUGGUCGCGGCUGUGGAUGUUGCGAGAAGUCGUUGGCCAGGUAUCAUAUCUACCAGAGUAGUGGUCAUCAUAAGAAAUCAUCGUCGCGGCGGUUUUUCGUCUUCUCCGUCUCUUCAUCAUCGUCAUCAUCUUCUACUUCAUCCUCCGGGGAAGGAGGAGCGGGAGGAGGAGGAGGUGGUGGUGGUGGUGGUGGAACAACGACAACGACAGCGACGGGUCCAGGGACAGGAACAGGAGCCGGAGCAGGAACAGGAACAGGAACAGCAGCAAAAAAGACAGGGACAAAAGAGCUCUACGGGCAUUGCACGGUCGACUGCCCCUGCUGUACUCGCUUCCGGGGCUUUCACAAGCCUGAUGCCAGUGUGGUCGAAGCGCGCGAGGAGGAGAGGAAGGCGAAGAAGGAGCAGCAGGAGAAGAAGAAGCAGGAGAAGAAAGGGGGGAUGGGGAAUGGAAAUCAAUCUUAA
Molecule: messenger RNA, 3525 nt
Organism: Rasamsonia emersonii CBS 393.64
Lineage: Eukaryota; Fungi; Ascomycota; Eurotiomycetes; Eurotiales; Trichocomaceae
Product: Autophagy-related protein 3
Exons: 7
Coding region: 1-3525 (1174 amino acids)
Biological process (GO): nucleophagy; autophagosome assembly; autophagy of mitochondrion
Cellular component (GO): cytoplasmic ubiquitin ligase complex; cytosol
Molecular function (GO): Atg8-family ligase activity
Source: RefSeq, a predicted model, not a curated record